CGGGGUUUGGCGGUAGUGACAAUGCCAGUGCCUCGCGGGCCAGUUGGAGUCGAGAGCGACGACGGGAUCGAGAAGUGAGAGAGGACGAGCUGUGCGCCAGCCGAUCCUGGCUCCGGCCGAUCGCGUAGUGUCUAGUGCGACGAGAUGACGGGUGCGCGGAUGAGACCCGCGCUCGUCGUGGGCCUCCUCCUCAGCUUUCUAGCCGUUGCCCUACGAGGAGUGCAAUGCGAAGACGAACAGAUACCAUCCGAGGACCUAUGUCGACCGUAUAUCGAGAAGGCGCUGAAGGAUCUCGGCACAGGAUCUUUGGAGACCAGUGCAGAGGUCGGAACUGAGCUCGACCAAGAAAGUCAUGAAGAAGCGUCACCUGCGAGCGAGGAAACUGGCGAGGCAGCAGACGAUGCUUCGAAAGAAGAAACCAAAAACGAGGAAUUAGUAGAGGAAAGCGCGGAAGAGACUGCCGACGAAAGCAAGGAAGUGACCGAAGAACAAGCCGACGCUAGCGAAGAAAAACAGGAAGCUGUGACUGACGAAAGUGCUGAAGUUAGCAACAUUCAAGAAGAAGAAGAAAAGAAAGCUGAGGAAGCGUCCGCUGAAAGCGAUGGAGAACAAAUCGACUCCUCCGAAAAAUUAACGGAAAGCAAAGAGGUGAGAAGUGAAGAAGACGAACAGAAGUCCGACGAAGAAAUAGAAGUAGAAGAUGAAAAGUCCAAGGAGGAGAAAGUAAACGACGAAGCGAAGUCCGAAGAAGAAAAAGAAAUCGAAGACUCGAAAGCUGAAGACGAGGAACAAGAAGAGUCCAAAGAAGCCACUGAAGGAGUAGAGGAUGAGUCUGAGAAAGAGGUCGAAGAACAGCAAACAUCCACAGAAGCUAGCGUUGAAGAGGAAGAAAAUGACAGUAAAGCCAAGGAGAGCGCCGAGGCGAUCGAAGAUCAAACGGUAAACAGUGAAGAUGACACCGAGGAAGAAGAGCAGAAUAAAAGUACCGAAAAUGAAGGUGAAGAAAAAGAAAAAGAGGGUGCAGAAGAUCCCGAAACAGUAAGUUCCGAAAACAUAGAAGAGAAAACAAAGUCGACAGAGGAAGAAACGGAAACAAAAUCUACCGAAGCGCAAGAGGAACCACCAGCAAAAGAGGAGAAAUCAAAGGAGGAAGAAGAGGCGAAAUCCGUAGAAGAGGAUGCAAAAUCUGACGAAGAAGAAAAUGAAGAUGAAAAAUCGCGCGACAAACGAGAAGUCGAAAGCGAGGAAGCUGUUGAAGCAGAUGGCGAAUCUGAAGAAGCUAUUAGUGAGGAAGAACAAGAACCUACACCAGAAGAGGAUCUGAUUCAAGAAAUUGAAAUUCCGGAGAACCUUCGGCCAAGAGAUCACAUCAAUCAAUUGCUAAAACUGGACGAAGAGAAUGAAGAAAAGGAGCGAGCGAUACAAAGAGCGGCUGACAUUAUUCUUAGGGAUCUGAAGAGGCUCUACGAUAAUGCCAUAAAGCCAUUAGAGACCAUGUACAAGUACAGAGACUUGAGCAACAGGCAUUUUGGAGAUCCCGAGAUAUUCUCUAAGCCACUAGUGUUAUUUAUGGGACCGUGGAGCGGUGGGAAAUCGUCCAUCGUUAAUUAUCUGCUCGACAUCGAAUACAAGCCAAUGUCAUUGAGAACAGGUGGUUUGAGAGAGUGCUUAGAAGAGCAUUGCAAAUCGCCAAAUGGAAAAAAUGACACAGGAGCCGAGCCGUCACCAGCAUACUUCAACAUAAUAAUGCACGGCGAGGAGGAAGAGGUUCUCGACGGCACCCAGUUAGCUGCCGAUUGGACUUUUUCGGGACUUCAGAAAUUCGGGCAAGGUCUGUUGGAUCGUCUCAGAGGCCUGCGACUUAAUAAUAAGUUGCUAGAGAAGGUGAACAUCGUCGAGAUUCCAGGUAUCUUAGAGAUUCGAAAGCAAGUGCAACGCUUAUUUCCCUUUAACGAUGCGUGCCAGUGGUUCAUCGAUCGAGCGGACAUAAUAUUUUUAGUUUAUGAUCCCGCCAAGUUGGAUGUUGGUCCCGAAACCGAGGCGAUUCUUGAUCAGUUAAAAGGAAGAGAAUAUCAGACUCGUAUUAUCCUCAACAAAGCCGAUCAGGUAAAGCCCGAGGAGCUCAUGAGAGUGCAAGGCGCUCUAAUCUGGAAUAUAUCACCGCUUAUGUCGAGUGCGGAACCACCAAUAAUGUACUCCACAUCAUUAUGGUCGUUACCCUACGAAGCUGGCGCACCCACCAGGUUGCUGUAUGCUCAAGAACGCGCAUUUCUCCGCGACCUACGUUCUGCGAUAGACAAAAGGGUCGAGCAUAAAAUAGCGAGCGCCAGAAGAUUCGCCGUACGAGUGCGCAAUCACGCGAAGAUGGUAGAUUGCUAUCUGACGACGUACUACAAUCACAAGACAUUCUUCGGCAACAAGCGGGAGAUCAGCGACAAGAUCAUUGAGAAUCCGCAGGACUAUCAUAUCUAUGAGGGCCUGAGCACUCUCACUAACAUAUCGCGCUACGAUCUACCGGAUCCAGACGUCUACCGCGACUUCUUCCGUUUGAACCCGCUCUACGACUUCCCGCUGUUGAGCUCCACGUGCACGUACUUCCGUGGCUGUCCGAUCAACAGGCUCGACGUGGCCAUCGCCUAUGAUCUACCCGAGCUGGUGGGAAAUUAUAAGAAGUCAGUGGAGACAGCGCUGCACGAGAGUGAAGGCAACAGCCCAUCGAGUUGAGUGAAAAUCCGCGUUCCGGAACGGAGCUCUUGAUACCAUGUGAAAUACGGACUGACGACAAAGCAACGUUUAUCUCCGCUGGACCGACAAAAGAAACAGCUCAGCCCGUAGCCGAAACGCCUUGGUAGCUUAAAGACAACGCUCGACAACGCUAAGGAACGUAGUCCGAUAUUUGAGAUGGUACCAAGGAUUUUCUCUUCUUGAAACACAGGCAGCUAGAUCUAUCCAUCUAGCGAGUCCCUUGUGUGUCCUUUUAAUAUGUGUGCUCCGAUGAUGAGAAGUCUGUGCGCAAAAAAAAAGCACGACAAUUGCGGCGGAGGGCAUAGAGUCUCGAAGUAUGAAAAUCGAGAGUACUGUCAUUCGAGCGGGCGAGUAAACGCUACCUAAUCUCUAAAUCUGAGUCUCGUCCCUCAUAACGUGACAAUGUGAAAAACAUGAGCACGUGAUGUGGAGUGUGAUAUCACGAGUUCAGUGGUUGGGACACUUCCUCGGUUGCAGAAGAGUAGGUGUAUCGUUUGGUGUCUGGUAAAACAAUGCGAGUGCUACCAUUCCGAUCCAAAAGCGGACAGUGAGAAUUCGAUUUGAAUUUAUGUGUUCAGAUAUCGGUUCCUCUCUUGCUGAAAAUUUAAGGUACCAAUGCAACAGUAGCUUUUUGUCUUACUUUUCUAGGUACUCGAAAGAAUUUAUUAAAAUUUAAUAUUUAAAAAAUCUAAUUUCAACAUAUGAAAGGAAUUUUAACUUCAAAAACUUCUAAUUUUAAAAUUAAAAAUAAUUUCUAACUUUUUUUAUUAAUUUUAUUAAUUUUGACAUUUCAAAUUUUCUUAUUUAUUUAUCUGAUCUUAUAUUUAUGAAAUAUUACUUUAGAGGUAAAAAUUAACUGCCUAUAGAGGUAGAAAUUACCUGCCUAUAAAAUUAAAUUUAUUUUAGGUGAGGUUUCAUUGAUUAAUUAGAUUUCAAUAUAUAAGUUUCUUAAUUAAUCGUUAUUCUAAUUUUAAGAUUAAUUUUCUCGAGCCCUUGAAAACGUAAAUUAAAGUCACUCUUACACCGAGUUCUUAAAUUUUCGCGACAAAUCGACAUCUGCUGAUUAUCUCGGAAGAAUAUAGACUCUCCAGAAUCGAUGUAACGUUGAACAACAAUUUCGUCCGCCAAAUUCCUCUGUACCGGGGAAAUUAAACUAAUUGUACCAAAAUAUUUCCAUUACAAAAAAGAGAUAGAAUGAUCUCUUCUUGUGGCUUUUGUGGAAUACCUUGUAUAAGCUGAUUUUGUGUUCUUAUUAAAAUAUGUCAUUAAAUAAUGAAAAAUAA
Monomorium pharaonis (pharaoh ant) is the source of this 4028-nucleotide messenger RNA. Its product is annotated as sarcalumenin. Lineage: Eukaryota; Metazoa; Arthropoda; Insecta; Hymenoptera; Formicidae. The transcript has 11 exons. The record is from RefSeq and is a predicted model, not a curated record. Bases 145 to 2724 code for a protein of 859 amino acids. Gene Ontology annotation, molecular function: GTP binding.